Messenger RNA from Microplitis demolitor, 1578 nucleotides. RefSeq lists its product as uncharacterized. NCBI's taxonomy places the organism in Eukaryota, Metazoa, Arthropoda, Insecta, Hymenoptera, Braconidae. The transcript has 2 exons. The record is from RefSeq and is a predicted model, not a curated record. Bases 68 to 1387 code for a protein of 439 amino acids.
UUGAUAAUUAGUAUAAAUAUCUAGUUUCGGCUUCAGUUAUUAGUCUAAGUGUACAUCGAAAGGCAUAAUGAUGAAGUUAAAUCUUUUCUAUCUGCUGGUAGCAACGCUGGUGAUAAGUUCUCAAUGUAAUCCGUUGAAGAUUGGAGCCUCUACUCCACAAAUUCCGUCACUAGUUGGCCUUGCUUCAAAUGACGGAUCUCAAGAAGUCGGUCCUAGUUCUGGAUCUCAUUCAGGAAUAAAUACAGUUUCUGGAAAUUCGACUGGAGAGGUUGCUGUCAUUGUUGAUACUGCCCUCGAUGCUGUAUUUGAUGUCAUGGAUAUUCUAUCUACCAAAGUAGCUAGCCAUGAUCCAAAUGAUGGACCUCAAGAAGUCGGUCCUAGUUCUGGAUCUCAUAAUAAUUCAGGGGUAAAUAAAGUUUCUGGAAAUUCGGCUGGAGAGGUUGCUGUCAUUGUUGAUACUGCCCUCGAUGCUGUAUUUGAUGUCAUGGAUAUUCUAUCUACCAAAGUAGCUAGCCAUGAUCCAAAUGAUGGACCUCAAGAAGUCGGUCCUAGUUCUGGAUCUCAUAAUAAUUCAGGGGUAAAUAAAGUUUCUGGAAAUUCGGCUGGAGAGGUUGCUGUCAUCGUUGAUACUGCCCUCGAUGCUGUAUUUGAUGUCAUGGAUAUUCUAUCUCCCAAAGUAGCUAGCCAUGUUCCAAAUAAUGGACCUCAAGAAGUCGGUCCUAGUUCUGGAUCUCAUAAUAAUUCAGGGUUAAAUAAAGUUUCUGGAAAUUCGACUGGAGAGGUUGCUCUCAUUGUUGAUACUGCUGUUGAUGGUAUGUUAUAUGUCAUGGAUGUUCUAUCUCCCAAAGUAGCUAGCCAUGUUCCAAAUGAUGGACCUGAAGAAGUCGGUCCUAGUUCUGGAUCUCAUAAUAAUUCAGGGGUAAAUAAAGUUUCUGGAAAUUCGACUGGAGAGGUUGCUCUCAUUGUUGAUACUGCUGUUGAUGGUAUGUUAUAUGUCAUGGAUGUUCUAUCUCCCAAAGUAGCUAGCCAUGUUCCAAAUGAUGGACCUGAAGAAGUCGGUCCUAGUUCUGGAUCUCAUAAUAAUUCAGGGGUAAAUAAAGUUUCUGGAAAUUCGACUGGAGAGGUUGCUCUCAUUGUUGAUACUGCUGUUGAUGGUAUGUUAUAUGUCAUGGAUGUUCUAUCUCCCAAAGUAGCUAGCCAUGUUCCAAAUGAUGGACCUGAAGAAGUCGGUCCUAGUUCUGGAUCUCAUAAUAAUUCAGGGGUAAAUAAAGUUUCUGGAAAUUCGACUGGAGAGGUUGCUCUCAUUGUUGAUACUGCUCUUGAUGGUAUGUUAUAUGUCAUGGAUGUUCUAUCUCCCAACAGCACAUCACCGAACAAAUCGGAUUGAAAUCUUGAGACCCCACCACUCAUUAGACAGAAAUGGUAAUUUUUUUCACAAUGGCUAAGCUGAAAAACCAUAGUACAGCAAAAACAACAUCAGAUUUAUAGUAUAAUUGCUAACUAUUUGAAAAAUUGAUAUUUUUCUGUCAACUUAAUUUUCAAUAAACUCGUUCAUAAAUAAAAAUACGUUUUAAUUUA